ACCGACUUUCGGUACUCUAUCCACGGCGUAUUUUAUAUAGCUGAGAUUUUAUUGUAAAUUUUAACUUAAGGUAUUCUAAAGUGAGUUUGUUUUGUGUUGUUAAUGUGGUUGUUGCUAACCAAUUAGCAAUCGAAUCUCAGCAGUUUAUCAAUAAAAUGAUAAAUGAAAGUAUUUAUGAUUGGUAUUUGGCUUUAAAAGAUACAUCUUAUGAUGCAAUAUAUUGUAGAUAUUGUUUGGAUUUUAAAGUUGAACUGUUCUGCUGCAAGAAAGCUUUAGCCAAAAAGAUAAAUAGAUUAGUUGACACCAUCAGAAAAUUAAAGAAACAACGAAAAAAUAAAAAAUUAGCAUUGUUAUUAGGUGAAGGCUUUUUUCCACCUGUGGCAAAUUUUUCUGAUAAUACAGUGAGUGCAUCAGAAACUCCUAAAGAAACAAUACUGAUAAGCGAAAACAAAAUGCUUAAAAAAGAAAAUAAAAUUUUAAAAAGGAAAAUGGAAUCUAUGAUGGAUUUACAAAUGGAUUAUUUUACACAUCUAAAAGAUUUUGAAGAUAUGUCAAACAAUCUAAAAAUACUUAUUUCGAAAAACUCUCUAAUAGAAGCUGAAUUAAACUUUAUUAAAGAGUGUUAUUGUGAAAAAGAAGAAAAGCUUAAUAAUAGUGAAAACAAAAAAGAGCUAUUAAAGUCAAAAAAAGAAUCAUUUAAUGUUAGAAAUUUAAAUAAAAAAAUAAAAUAUCGUGAUACUCAGCUGGAAAUAAAAAAGAAUAAAAUAAAUUCGUUAAAAAAUGAAGAAAAAAAAAUAAUAUUGCAAUUAAAAAAUAAAUAACAGAUAUUAAUUCAUUCUUGAAAACUCAGAUAUAAACAUUUCUGAAUUAAAAAACGAAAAAAUAAAGCUGCAAAAAAAAGUGAGUAAUUUAAAAAUUAUUUUGCAAAAUAAAACCAACUAUAUUAAUGACAACAAUAUGAAAGAUGUUAUAAGUUUAGAGAAGGAAGUUGUUUCGUUAUAUAGUAAGACAAACAUUUUAAAAGAGGAGAAUCUAGAACUUCAAAAAUUGGUUUCUUUGCUGGAUGAUGACGAAGUAAUAACAUUUGAAGAUGGCAGAUACAGUGAUGACAUUCGAGAAACAAUAAUGAAACUUCUUUCAAUGAACGUGAGUAUGAAUAGUGUCAAUGAAGUCAUAAAAGUAGUUUUAAACAAACUAUCCAAAAAGAACAUAUCUAGACUGCCAUCAGCCGCUGUAAAAUGUAGGUUAAUGCAGGAAGCUUCAAUUUUAGGUCAAUUUCAAGUUGCAGAAGCAAUGCUUGAAAAUAAUUUGAUAAAUAAAAACUCUAAAAUAGGCAAUUGUUUGCAUGGUGAUGGUACUCAGAAAUACCAUAAGCAUUAUCAAAACUUUCAAAUUACUACAACUAGUGGGAAAACUUUAUCUUUUGGUCUGUCAGAAGUGGUUGGCAAAGAUGCAGCAACUGUUUUGCAAAACUUUACUAAUAUAGUAGAUGACAUUUGUGACGUUGUUAGCAACUCAGCCACUGAAAAAGAAAUUAAUUUUGCUAAACUAAUAACAUCAAUAAAAUCAACAAUGUCUGAUCUUUCUUCGGUUAAUCCUCUUUUUAACUCACAGUUAAAAACAUUAAGGGAAAAACUUUUGCCUAUUGCAAUUAGUAACUGGGACUUUCUUUCCUCAAACGUCAAAGACAAUAUGAAGGACAUGAGUAAUUUUUUCUGUAAACUUCAUUUGCUCGCUAAUUUUGCUUCUGAAAUUGAUAAAGUUUUGAAUUCUUUUGAAAAAAUUCUGCUUCAAAAUGAUUUUGAAACUGUUUUUGCUUUUAGUGGUAAAGAAUGUGGUGCUGUACGGUUAGUUCGUACUACAUGUAAGGCAUUUCAUUCAAGGGGUAGUGAGGAAGCUGGUGUUGCAUCAUGGUUUAAUUCUUUUCUUUCCUCUCGUAACGAUAAAUCUUAUUUUGUUCCAUUUAUUGGAAAUCGAUUUAAUAUUUUGUAUUACAAUGCAGCUGCCCUAUACUAUCAUAAGGAUUCUAUAACAGAAUUUCUUAAUGCUUGGCCUAACCCUAAUAAUUUAUUAAAAGCAAUUAAGGAAGAUAUCACAAAUCUUGUAUUCAUUGCUGAAGUCCGUGCAUUAGGUAUUAUUGACAAACUACUUACUGGUCCAAUGUGGAGAAUUAUCGAAUCACUUGAUAGUAUAUUAUUUUUAAACCCCUACCUACUUCGCUUGAAAGUUAGACUUUCAUCUCUUUGUAUCGAUGCGUCUUCUUUAUUGUUUGCUAAUGGAAAAAUUUUUGAGGAUACCAAUCUUCUUCAUCAAGAUGUGGUUUACACCAAGCUGUUUGAAUGCACUCAAAAUGAUGAGUUUGAUUCUUUAACUGUUCAAUCACUUGAAAUUAUUUUCCAUGCGAUUCUUGUUAUUUUGGAACGGCAGUGUGCUGAUCAGUUACCAGGUGGUAAACAUUUGAAUCCAUCUAACUCAGUUUCUGAAGCUGCUUCUAAUGUCCCUGUCACUAACAAAACAUCAGAAAGUGACUUUGCCAUUUUUGAUUUAAUGGUUCGCACAAAACCCAAUGCAAAUGUUCAAACUAUCCAGGCUUUGACAAUGUGGUCUCAGAACCAAACAUUAGAAUGGCUUAAUGGUAAAUCAGAUGAAGAAAGAAAACAAUUGCUUGAAUAUUCAAGAACUAAAGUAACAUUAAUGAAAAGCAAAUAUGAUGAAAGAAAAGAAGCUCUUAAAAAAGAUAAAGCUAUGCACCUUCUAGCAAAGCAAGAAGAAAAAAAUCGAGAAGAAAUUAAACUACAACAUAAAAAGGUUGCAGUUUGUAAUGAUUUGAUAAAUUUAAAUGUAAGGGCUUGGAUAUCAUUAGAGGAAGCAGAGAAAACAGUUUUUAAUAUAGAAGAGCCAUUGAAAUCAAAAGUACUCCUAGCUCAACUUAAUUUUUAUCGCAUAAUCUUAGGUGUCGAAUGUGACAAAAAACUUUUUUGUAAAACAAAGGUAGAAGGAAGCAAAAGAAUAAACUUGUCUUCAGAAGAAUUAUAUCAAAAUCUUCUUAUUGUUAUUCAAGCAAAUUUAACACCAAACAAACAAUCUUUAAGUAAUAAUAUAAGUAAUAAUUUAAAGUCUCGUACAAUGCGUGAUGCAGCUGUUGAAAACAAAAAAAAAAAGAAUUAAUGGAAAAAAUUCAGGAUGCAAGACUAAACAAAUUAAUAGAGCAACAAAAAAAGCACUCUUUAUCAAAAUUUAUUAACAAUCCAUCUGAUUUUGUAGGUUUUUCUAUACAACAUCGUGUUAGAGAAGAAGAUGCUCAUGAAGUAUCUUGGGAACGUGCGCAAUUGGUUCAAAUUGAUCAAUUAAACGGUAGAAGAACUACAUACAUUGUUAAGUAUGAUAAUGAACCUGAUGAAGUAUGGUCAUUUCCUUUAUUAAUAGAUUUUGAAAAAGGUGAUCUUAUUCUUUGUAGCUAAGAUUGCACGGUAAUUUUAUUUAAUGUAAAUUUAGAAUAAUGUUAUAGUAUAUAUUAAUCUUAUUUCUUUUAUUGUUAUGUUCAAAUAAAGUGUUUUUACUGAAUUUGAGUUCUGUGGUUUUGAUAUUUAUAAAUAGUAUGAAUCAUAUCUGAUAUGUUCAUCAGUUCCAAUUUUGUUUAUUUGUUGUUGUUUAUUUGCAGCUUAACUGCACAUUAUUAUUAUUAUUAAAAAAAAAAAAAAAAGCUUAUGCAAAAAUACUAUUACUUUUACAUGAACUGCCUAUCAAGUAAAGGAAAGUAUCCAGAAAUGAAGGGCUAACCUUAGGCUAAUUUACUAUUACUUUUACAUGAACUGCCUAUCAAGUAAAGGAAAGUAUCCAGAAAUGAAGGGCUAACCUUAGGCUAAUUUACUAUUACUUUUACAUGAACUGCCUAUCAAGUAAAGGAAAGAAGCCAGAAAUGGAGGGCUAACCUUAGGCUAAUUUACUAUUACUUUUACAUAAACUGCCUAUC
This is a messenger RNA of Hydra vulgaris (swiftwater hydra), 3973 nucleotides long. RefSeq lists its product as uncharacterized. Lineage: Eukaryota; Metazoa; Cnidaria; Hydrozoa; Anthoathecata; Hydridae. The record is from RefSeq and is a predicted model, not a curated record. Gene Ontology annotation, molecular function: 3'-5'-RNA exonuclease activity.